UCGCGCUCGUCUAGAGCCAGAGCAAAUCGAUAGUUUUUAUUGUUUAUUAUUUUAUUUUAUUAUUACUAUCACUAGUAAAUAUUUAACUUAUUAAUUAUUAAUAAUAAUAAUUAAUUUAAUAUCUGAGUAAUUAAAUAAUUUAAUUAGUAAAAAAUUACUAACCAAUACAUCGAUCAUCAACGAAUUUGACAGCUCGUUAAUUAAAGUAAAAAAGUGGAUUUAAAUGUCAGCUUAAAUAUUUAUGUAAUUAUUUAAAAAAAAAAAAUAAUUGAAGAAUAAGUGAAGUGAACUUCUGUUAGAUGAAUAAAAAAAAACAAAACAUUGAAAAAAUUUCUAAAAUUAUUUUGUAUAAAAAUGUCAUCAUUUGACGAUCAGACGAAUAAUGUAGCGAGUAGAUUUUCCGAGUUAAGAAUGUCGAGUAAUAAUAAUAGCAAUGAUAGUGAUGCUACGAGUUCAAGUAAUAAUGAUGAUUUUGUUGGUAAUAGUAAUAGUAAUAGUGUUAAUAGUAGUGCUACCAGCAAUGCAAAUUUAUUGUCAUCGCCUCAAAAUAUGCAGAAUCCUGGAAAUGUCACUACGACAUUCUCCUGCACAAGAAGGGCUACUACUUUUGGGUGCGAUGACGAAGAACCCUCGACAUCAACUACUAGCAAUGUUUUAGUUCCUCGUGAUGUACCAAGUAAUUCAGCCAACACUUUGCAUUUGGAAGCGCGUCCACACAACGAUCCACCAGCGGAAGUUCAUCAAAAUUUACCUCCGCGACAACCGCAGCCACAGCUUCAAGCUUCAUCCCAACUGUACAAUUGGCAAGGCACCAAGACGACUAUGAAAGAACGGUUCUCAUUUUUAUUCAAUAAUGAAAUUUUAUCAGACGUUAGAUUUUUAGUGGGUCGAGUUGGCCAGCAGCAACGUAUUCCCGCCCACAAAUUAGUUUUAUCAUCCGGAAGCGCAGUAUUUGACGCGAUGUUCAACGGAACUCUGGCAACAGCAUCAGCAGAAAUAGAAGUACCGGAUGUUGAACCAGCGGCUUUUUUGGCAGUUCUUUUAUUUCUUUACACCGAUGAAAUUCAAAUAGAUCCGGAUACUGUUAUGACUACCCUCUACACCGCCAAAAAAUACGCGGUCUCACCGCUGGAAAAACACUGCGUUGAGUUUCUGCGCAGUCAUCUCACCAGCGACAAUGCAUUUUUAUUAUUAACCCAAGCCAGAUUAUUCGACGAACAACAGUUGGCGGCAGUUUGCUUGGAUACCAUCGAUAAAUUUACGACCGACGCUUUAAACGCCGAUGGAUUUACGGACAUCGAUAUUGACACAUUGAUGGUCGUGCUAGAGAGAGACACUCUCAGAGUUAGAGAAUCCAAAAUUUUUCAAGCUGUUGUCAGAUGGUCAGAAGCUGAAUGUGUGCGCCAACAAUUGCCAGUAACACCUGAAAAUCAGCGAUCAGUACUAGGCCGAGCAUUAUCAUUAGUACGGUUUCCAUUAAUGUCCGUCGAGGAAUUCGCAAUGGGUCCAGCUCAAUGCGGUUUACUGACUGACCGUGAAGUGGUAUCAUUAUUUUUAUAUUUUACCGUAAAUCCAAAGCCGGCAGUUGGAUUUGAAGCUAUGCCGCGUUGCCGUAUGAUGGGCAAAGAAUUAACAGUAUGUAGAUUCCAACAAACAGACAGUCGUUGGGGUUACAAUGGCACUAGUGACCGGAUCAGAUUCAGCGUAGAUCGGCGUAUAUUUUUAGUUGGUUACGGUGUCUAUGGAAGUGUCCACGGACCAGCAGAGUACGAAGUACUUAUAGAAUUAAGUCACACCGCAUCGAGUAAAAUAAUAGCUACUAAUUCAACGAGUUUUAGUUGUGACGGCUCUAAUUAUACAUAUCGUUUAAUGUUUAAAGAACCUAUUGAAAUAAUAGCAAACACUAUUUACACAGCCUCAGCAACAUUCAAAGGCCCGGAUUCUCAUUACGGCACGAAAGGCUUGCGCUGCGUUUCCGUAGACUGUUCUAAUAGUGGUAAAGAUUUUAUUAAAUUCCAAUUUAGUUUUGCCGCCGGAAAUAAUAACGGCACUUCAAUCGAAGACGGCCAAAUUCCUGAACUCAUUUUUUAUACUUAAGCAUGUAUUACUAUUAUGAUUAUUUAAUAAAUAAUUUUAAAAUUAAAUAUA
Microplitis demolitor is the source of this 2148-nucleotide messenger RNA. It is a transcript of the gene lute, whose product is annotated as BTB/POZ domain-containing protein 1. The record is from RefSeq and is a predicted model, not a curated record. Gene Ontology annotation, cellular component: cytosol; P-body. NCBI's taxonomy places the organism in Eukaryota, Metazoa, Arthropoda, Insecta, Hymenoptera, Braconidae. The coding region runs from base 355 to 2097 and encodes 580 amino acids. Gene Ontology annotation, biological process: neurogenesis. The transcript is spliced from 5 exons. Gene Ontology annotation, molecular function: protein binding.